ACCACUUGUUCGUCGUUUAUCGUGCGACAUUAACCAAUGAACCUCUGCCUGUAGUGCAUACACCUUACAAUACAACAAGAUGGCAACUGAUGGCCACAUCCGAUCCAACGCCGGGGAAGAUCGAAGCUUGCCAUUUACAAUCGGCAGCCCCAAACCACGGCACUGGUCACGAAGGACGGCAUUCUCCUGUUUCUCUCCAGCAUAUCGGUGGCGGAUGCUGCCGGGUAUCCUGGUUCUGCUGCUGCUCGUCCUCUUCUUCUAUCCGACACAUCCACCACGACUCGCUCCGCUGCCAGGGGAAUGGAUCGACCCGAUUUCACCGAUCGCUCGACUACGAAAUGGAGGACCGGGAAGGCGAGGCGAUGGACAAGUGUGCGGAGUGCGCGCGAGGAUGGCCGUAGAAGGUGGAGGGUGGACGAUGAGCCGGAUAAGAGAAAUGGUCGCCGAAACAGAGGGAUUCUUCGUCCGGGACUGGAGUUUACAUCUGGGCUGGAAUAAUAUGAGAUAUAUCAUCGAAUCAGGCAUCAACCAGGCGUACGUGUUGAACCGUACGCUUGUCCUCCCUUCCUACGUAUAUGCGCGCCAUUGCGAGUUAGCUGCAGAAGUGUGUGGUUCAUAUGGGGGAGUUCUGAAUCGCACAGCAUUCGGCGCUCACCUCCCGAUCAGCGUGAUCGAAUUAUAUCGCAUGCCUCUAGGUGCAAUGCUCGACCUGGACAUCAUACGAGCACAUAGGAAUGUUGUCCUAAUGUCUGAAUAUCUAGACCUGCAAGACCUUCCUCAUUCACUCGAACCCAUCACUGGCCGUUUUUCCUCGGACCUCGUGCCUCAAGGUGCCACAGUCCAGACCAUCGACCCCUGGCACUAUGAUGGCGAUCUAGUACGGGUAGACCGGCUGCCACCGCCGUAUACCGAAAACCGCAAGUGGGAGUACAGCGCCGAAGUUGCGGAGCAGCUAGAAGUGCACACGCACAAUGGCAUGUUCAUGCAGUGGGAGAACGGCUGGAGGGUCGUUAGUGAAGGCAAAGGACCGGGAUUCUCCGAACAAGAUGCAGAACAGGUCCUCGCGGUCUAUGGAUAUUCCGUCAUCCACUCGUACACUGGACGACGGGUUGAGCAUCUAAAAUUUGUCGGAUUUCCCGUUAAGUUUAUCUGUGUACGAGACCGCAUGCGGGGGUGGUACGACGAUCAUGGAUCCUCGCCCGCUACUGUCUUCUGGCUGCAGGGAGAGGUGCACGUGGAGCGACGCCCGGGAGAUAUGUGGUUUUCUACCCCUGCGGCCAGGGAUGAGUACACUGAACUUGUCCUCUAUACUAUGCAUCGACCAGCCAAUAUCUUGAAGGUAGCAAGCCGGGUAGAUAUGCGCAUCCGACAGCUCGUCGGAGGCAAGAUGUGGAUGGCAGUCCACAUGCGACGUGGUGAUUUCACCCAGGUGGACUGGGUGCGCGUGGGAUCCAUCCAGGAGCACUGGGGUCGAGUGAAUGAACGCCUUAAGCAGGGACGAGCGCUCCUCCGGGAACUGCGUCACAAGCCUAAGGAGACGUAUGACGUACCAGCCGUGCAACCGUAUUCUGGGUGGAAGGGUGCUUAUCCACCCGCUGAUGAUGAUCCGUUCUUCCUUGCCACGGAUGAGCGAGACCCAGAGUAUCUGGCCUUUCUGCGCAACCAUAGCGCCAUCUUGAUUAAUGAUCUCCUAACAUCGGAGGAUCGGCAAGAGCUGGGCUGGCCGAUCAUGAUGACAGACUUUCUUGGACUAUUGGAGCAAGCGAUCCUUGCUCGCAGUGCGUACUUUAUCGGGAGAAUGGAGAGCAGCGUGAGCGGCGGCGCGCUGAACAUGCGCGCGGCUUGGGGCAUGGAUCCCCGGACGAUGAGUUUCGAGUGACGGAAGGGACACUAUGACACGGAUAUUCGGGGAUUUUCGCUUUCUUCAUCUUCUUGAACUAUUUUUCGGGAC
Messenger RNA from Dacryopinax primogenitus, 1951 nucleotides. RefSeq lists its product as uncharacterized. The record is from RefSeq and is a predicted model, not a curated record. The transcript is spliced from 7 exons. Lineage: Eukaryota; Fungi; Basidiomycota; Dacrymycetes; Dacrymycetales; Dacrymycetaceae. Bases 80 to 1879 code for a protein of 599 amino acids.